AUGAGAGUAACACAAUUAGAUGCUGUAUCGCUGGAAAACGACAUCUACCAACAAAUCUGGGAUGAUGUAAAUAAGAACUUUCUCCCCGUUAAAUACUAUGAAGAAUGGGAGCUUUUCAUAAAAUCAUUGGUGUUUUUAGCCUCAACAAAAAAGACGCCAUCUGGAACAAUAACAUACGGAUCAUCUUUAACAGGUAACUACUACACAUCAUCAAGACUAGCACUCUACAUCGUACAAAUUCUUAUACAAUAUCUCAGCAGAAAGUUAUCAUCAGCAGCUAUCAAUUUCCAAAUUCUAUCAAUCGACAAAUUAUACAAAUUCGUUAACAAAUGUAUGACAAUAUGGGAUUUUACAACAUUACUCCAACUAAUCAGCGGUAAAAGAAGAGGUUACCUAAGCAUAUGGCACAAAUUACUUGAUAUACAAUCGUUACAAAGCUCAAAUUCCGAGUUUUAUCGCAAUACAGUUUACUCUGGAAUUGAAUUUCUCAAUCGCCAACUUCUAUGGAACACCCUACUAGAAGUCCUUAACGUCGAUAUAAUAGCGUCAUUACUGGUUAAAGCCUCCCGCAAACGGCCCAGUAGACGCAUCAAACCAAAAACAACAAAACAAUUAUGCACUUACUGCAACGAAGUACCCACAAAUCCAUAUCUUACAACAUGCUGCAACUCAAUUUAUUGCUACGUUUGUGUAUUAACGUCCCUUGAGCGAAACACCUGCUACGGAUGCGAUACCCAAGAAAAAUUUACUGCAACACCACUUUACCGUCUAACUUUAACUAAUAACCAAACAAUUAAGUAA
Lachancea fermentati is the source of this 801-nucleotide messenger RNA. Lineage: Eukaryota; Fungi; Ascomycota; Saccharomycetes; Saccharomycetales; Saccharomycetaceae. The record is from the annotation of a GenBank genome assembly.